Messenger RNA from Aspergillus vadensis CBS 113365, 5028 nucleotides. RefSeq lists its product as uncharacterized. The record is from RefSeq and is a predicted model, not a curated record. Bases 1 to 4650 code for a protein of 1549 amino acids. Gene Ontology annotation, cellular component: SCF ubiquitin ligase complex. Gene Ontology annotation, biological process: SCF-dependent proteasomal ubiquitin-dependent protein catabolic process. Lineage: Eukaryota; Fungi; Ascomycota; Eurotiomycetes; Eurotiales; Aspergillaceae. The transcript is spliced from 13 exons.
AUGCCCCGCCAAAGGCAACCCGCUCGGUUCUCGAGCGAAGCUCCCUCCGAAUCCUCGACCUCGUCGACGUCUCCGGAUCGCACUGCAGACGAGGAUACCGACUUCUUCACAGCCCAGGCGAAUGACUCGCAAUCGUCGGUCGGCGUCGCGACCCGUGAUGCCCAUCCCCACCAUGACGCCGACUUGUACCUGCCGCCGAUCGGGCGUCUACCCCCGGAGAUUCUCAUCGCCAUCUUCGCGAAACUGUCUUCGCCCUCCGACAUGUUGAGCUGCAUGCGCAGCAUCACGGCUUCGGUGGGCAAAUCGGACAGCUUCUUUCCCUACUCGCAGCUGAUCCGGAGACUCAACCUCUCCGCGCUGACGGACGAUGUCAGUGAUGGUACUGUGGUGCCCUUUGCCCAGUGCAACCGCAUCGAACGUCUCACGUUGACCAACUGCUCGAAACUUACGGACAAGGGUGUGUCGGACUUGGUGGAAGGCAAUCGGCAUCUGCAGGCUUUGGAUGUCUCUGAUCUGAAACACCUUACGGAUCAUACUUUGUAUACGAUAGCUCGGAACUGUGCGCGGCUGCAGGGCCUCAAUAUCACGGGAUGCGUGAAUGUAACGGACGACUCGUUGAUCACGGUGUCUCGGAAUUGUCGACAAAUCAAAAGGUUAAAACUGAACGGAGUGACGCAGGUUACUGACAAGGCCAUCUUGUCGUUCGCCCAAAGUUGCCCGGCCAUCCUGGAGAUUGACUUGCACGACUGUAAGCUCGUCACCAACCCGUCGGUGACAUCGCUCAUGACGACGCUCCAAAACCUGCGCGAGCUACGACUAGCCCACUGUACAGAGAUCGACGACACGGCUUUCCUGGAGCUCCCCCGGCAUCUGUCGAUGGACAGUCUCCGCAUUCUUGACCUGACGUCAUGCGAGAGCGUCCGGGACGAUGCCGUUGAGCGCAUUGUGGCUGCAGCCCCGCGACUACGGAAUCUGGUGCUGGCCAAGUGUCGGUUCAUCACCGAUCGUGCGGUCUGGGCCAUUUGCCGGCUCGGCAAGAAUCUACACUACGUCCAUUUGGGCCACUGCUCCAAUAUCACUGAUGCCGCGGUGAUUCAGCUGGUCAAGUCUUGCAACCGCAUCCGGUAUAUCGAUCUGGCCUGCUGCAUUCGUUUGACGGACACGAGCGUGCAGCAGCUGGCCACAUUGCCCAAGCUGCGGCGAAUUGGCUUGGUCAAGUGCCAGAAUAUUACGGACAAUAGCAUUCAGGCCUUGGCAGGAUCCAAGGCGGCCCACCAUUCAGGGGGCGUCAGUAGCUUGGAGCGGGUGCAUCUGAGUUACUGCGUUCGCCUAACGAUUGAUGGAAUUCAUGCUUUACUUAAUAGCUGUCCGCGAUUGACACACCUGAGUCUGACGGGCGUUCAGGCUUUCCUGCGGGAGGAGCUGACGGUCUUCUGUCGCGAAGCACCUUCGGAGUUCACGCAUCAACAACGAGAGGUAUUCUGCGUGUUCAGCGGCGAAGGCGUCAACCGCCUGCGCGACUUCCUGAACCGCAUCAUUGCGCCUCCCCCGCCGCCGCGAGACAUGACCGAGGCCACGAUGUAUGACGAUGAUGAAGAGCUAGAGGACGAGGAAAACCAAGUGACAGGCUUGAUGCAUGCGACCGCCGCGACGGCCAUUCACGACGACGACUACAUUGACAUUGGACAUACCCAUGAUAGAGUAUCUAUUGUUAUCUGCAAAGGAUGGCAGAGCGACCAUUUAGUGGUACAACGUCACUUUCCCCACCGCCUUUCCGCCCACUUGAUCAUCAAUCAAUCGGCCUGCAAUCCUCCGAUGGCUCCUCUCAGGCUAUCGCGAGCCAAUCCACUGGCCUUCACUCCCUGGCCCGUCACCCUGAUCACCACCGUCGUCUAUCUCGCCUUCCUCAUCCCACUGCUUAUCGUGCAUCAUGUCGUCCCCUCGCCUCCAACUGCCAACCCCAACGGUCUCGACCUCACCCAAGCCUGGGCCGAUCUCCAAGUCCUAACCGACGGCUUCCACCCGUACAAUUCCCGUCGCAACGACGAAGUCCACACCUGGCUCCUGCAACGCAUCCACGAGAUCCUCGACGCCGCACCUUCGGCCGACCAGUACCUCUCCGUCGAUGAGGAGAAGCCGAAGCCCGCCGUCUUCGUCUUUGACGAUACGCAAUCCAACCUCUCCUUCGUGGGCAACUCCCUGUCCAGCUCCAACACCGCCGUUUACUUCGAGGGCACCAACAUCCUCGUCUACAUCCGCGGAACGGACGAUGAUCCCGAGAACUGGUGGGAGGAACCCAACGGUGUGCCCUCCGGCAAGGGCGGCGUGCUGGUCAACGCCCACUACGAUAGCGUUUCAACGGGAUACGGCGCCACCGAUGAUGGUGUCGGUGUCGUGACUUGCUUGCAGCUGAUUCAAUACUUCAUGACACCGGGCCAUGCGCCGCGGAGGGGCCUGGAGGAUUAUCUAAAUGGCGCGCGCUUCCCCCAUACGUUCCUCAAUCUGGAGGGUGCGGGGGCUGGUGGUCGUGCUAUCCUCUUUCGCAGCUCGGAUACCGAGUAUCCGUUUGGGUCGGUGUUGGCGGCGGAUGGUCAGACGGAUUAUGUGGUGUUUGAGGGGGACUUGGGCCUGCGGGGAUUGGAUGUUGCGUUUAUGGAACCGAGAGCUAGGUAUCAUACGGAGCAGGAUGAUUCGAGACAUACGAGUAAGAGCUCGCUCUGGCACAUGUUGUCUGCGGCGGUUGCGACUACGGAGGGAUUGUUUGAUGGCGCGCCCAGGGAUGAUGCAAAGGCUGUGUGGUUUGAUCUGUUUGGGACGACUUUCGUUUUGUUCGAGCUGCAUACGCUGUUUGCGCUCUCGGUGACGCUGCUCGUGGUUGCGCCGCUGGCUCUGCUGGUGACGGGCAUUGCGCUGACCCGCGCGGACAAGAUGUAUUUGUUUAGAACGACUGCAAAGACGGAUGAUGGCCUGGACUCGACUUCUCUGCGGGGUCUACGCGGUUUCUUCCGGUUUCCGUUCCUCUUUGCGAUCCCUACGGCUGUCACUGUUGGUCUGGCGUACCUGGUGACCAAGGUUAACCCGCUGAUUAUCCACAGCAGCGAGUAUUCCGUCUGGAGUAUGAUGCUGUCUGCCUGGAUCUUUUUGGCUUGGUUUGUCUCGCGGGUGGCUAACACUGCUCGUCCCUCUGCGCUGCACCGCAUCUACACCCUGACCUGGAUGUUCGUGCUGGCCUGGGUACUCCUCGUCAUCUCCACGGUCUACCAGAACCAACGCGGCCUGGCCGGCGGCUACUCCGUCUUCUUCUUCUUCUGCGGCACCUUCCUCGCCACUUGGAUCUCCUAUCUGGAGCUCUUCUCCCUGCCGCGCAAGUCCGAGUUCGCGAACCAAAACCGGCCGAUGUCCCGCCGGGCCAGCAGCUACGGCGGCAGUCGGCUAGGCACAGCAUCAGGCGAAGACCACGAGGAGGACGACCACGACGCCGAAGAAGAGGAAGAGGAGGAACAUGAGCCCACCGAAUCGACCUCCCUACUCGGAGGCGGCCAGCGCACCACCUUCGCCAACUACGUCCGCGUUUCCGGCGACCACCGCGGCUCUGACACCGACGAGCACCACCACUACCCAGGCGUCUACGAGAACGAGCAACGCUGGAGCGGCUCGCUCCCAGCCUGGAUCUGGACCCUACAAUUCCUCCUCAUCGCGCCGCUAGUCCUCAUCAUGGUCGGACCCCUCGCUCUCCUCCUGACCAGCGCCCUCCACCAGACCGGCCAAGACGGCAGCUCCUCCCUAUUCAUCUACGUCGCCAUCGCAGCCCUAACCACAUACCUCCUCACGCCCCUCCUCCCCUUCAUCCACCGCCACACCUACCACCUCCCCGUCUUCCUUCUCCUCGUCUUCCUCGGCACUUUGAUCUACAACCUCGUCGCCUUCCCCUUCUCCCCGACCAACCGCCUCAAACUCUUCUUCAUCCAAGACAUCGACCUCACCACCGGCUCCACCACCGCCUCCCUCGCCGGCGUCCAACCCUACGUCCACGCCGCCGCUUCCACCCUCCCCAGCACGACUAACCAAAACAUCAAUUGCACUGAACACACCACCCGCGGCACCAAAUGCGCCUGGCCGGGUCUCGCCCCGCGCGUUGUCCCAGACACACCAUACUCCGACUGGCUCGACUUUACCAUCUCCCAGCAACACAACACCACCACCACUGAAACCAAAGACAACGACAAUGACGAAGAUACCCACCCAAAGCAAGCCCGCAUCACCUUAUCAGGCCGCAACACCCGCGCCUGCAAACUCCUCUUCGACUCGCCCAUCUCCUCCUUCUCCGUCCUCGGCUCCGCCACGGAUCCCCGCUUCCCAACGACUUCUCCGCACGGCACGAAGGAGAUCCGUCUAUGGAGUAGAGAGUGGGAGAAUGAAUGGGUCGUGGAUGUUGCGUGGUCGAGUAGCAGCAAUACUACUUCUACUUCUACUACUGAUGAUGAUGGAGAAAUCAAAUUAACCGGCAAAGCAGUCUGUCUCUGGAGCGACAACAACUCAAAGGGCGUCAUCCCCGCGUUGGAUGAAGUCAGACAGUUUGCGCCCAAUUGGGUGGCGGUUAGUAAGGCUGCGGAUGGGUUGGUGGAGGGGUGGAAGGCAUUUAGCAUUUGAUGUAUUCAUUUUUUUUUUCUUAGUUUGGAAGUUAGGUGGUGAAUACUUACCCUCUCUCUUUCUUUGUUGUUGUGUGUGGUCUUGUGUUUGUUUGUUUACUUGUUUUUGUUGCUGUUUGCCUAGCUGGCUAGCUUACUUACUUUUGUUUUGUUUUUUCUAUUGUUUCAUCGUUCUAUUGAGUGAUUGACUGAUUGUGUUGAUUGAUUAUGAGGCGAUAAAUUCCAUGCGUUGCGUUGCAAUGAGAUAAGAGUAUAUCUCAUUCAUUCACCAUCAUCACUAUAUCUCCCUUUCUACACUUCUACACUCGGCACUACGUUACUACUACAUCUCAUCAUCACUACAUGUUUGAAAAAACCCAGUAUGGCAUUGUAGCAAUAC